This is a messenger RNA of Ahaetulla prasina, 5409 nucleotides long. It is a transcript of the gene GRAMD1B, whose product is annotated as GRAM domain containing 1B. The coding region runs from base 428 to 3058 and encodes 876 amino acids. Gene Ontology annotation, cellular component: endoplasmic reticulum membrane; plasma membrane; endoplasmic reticulum-plasma membrane contact site. Gene Ontology annotation, molecular function: sterol transfer activity; sterol binding. The record is from RefSeq and is a predicted model, not a curated record. The transcript has 20 exons. NCBI's taxonomy places the organism in Eukaryota, Metazoa, Chordata, Lepidosauria, Squamata, Colubridae. Gene Ontology annotation, biological process: intracellular sterol transport.
ACGCAGCCCAAUGAGAGUUUUUCCGGGAGCCGUUUCAUCAGCUUUGCGCACACCCAGGCGAGGAAAGAGCUGCUCCGCGGAGGAGAGGGAAGAGAGAAAGAGGCAACCUGAUUUCGGUCCUCGGUGACAAACCAAGGGGGCUGCUCCGGUUAGAGCCAGGCGUGAGGUUUGGGAAAGUUGCGCCUUGGCUAGUUCCUGGACUUGGCUGGGAAGUCGGGGAAAACAAAACCACCGCUUGCAGCUGGCCUUCUCCAUAGACGGGAGGGAUUCCUCGGUUCAGUGAGACCACCUGAGGAAUAUGGAAUCUCCACUCCAUAGGAGAGGAAGGCAGCAGCAUCAUAACUCCCUAAACCAAGAGGGGAAUAAGGUGAGUUUUCGCUCUUUGGAGAUCUAGAAGCGAAGGGUGAAGAAAGAAGAAAAAAGAUCGAUGAAGGAAGGAGUGGAAGAAACACAAGACCCCAUGCCUGCAGCCAAGAUGAGCGAAACGCUUCAGCUGCCCUCGUUACGCGUGUCGCAGCCGCAGGUGGAGGAGGAGCAGGGCCACGCCUGGUCCAGCUCCUCCACGCCGACUUUGCGCCGAAGGCGUUUCAGGAUGCGCCGCGCAAGGAACGCCGAAGAGCAGAAUCCAGAGCCCGCAUCCUCUUCCUCCUCGAAGGAGUUCCUUCAGCUCCCCUCCAUCGAAAUUACGCCCUCCAGCGACGAAGACGCCCCUUGGUCCAACUGUUCCACGCCGAGCGCCUCUCCCCGGCGCAAGCGCUUCCUCCUUCGGAAGUGGUUGAACGUGAGGGAGAAGAAAGAAUGCAGCGAGAGCAGCAGCCAACACAGCAGUCAUGAGGAUGAUCCCUCCCGAUUUCUGAGCCCCCGACUACGUGAUGACAGCACUGCCAGUAACUCGAACCGCAGUACGCCCGCUUGCUCCCCAGUCCUGCGCAAACGCUCCCGGUCUCCCACCCCACAGGACCCCCAAGGAGACACCAUGGUGGAGAAAGGGUCGGAUCAUUCUUCUGACAAAUCUCCUUCCACGCCAGAGCAAGGUGUGCAACGAAGCUGUUCCUCCCAAUCCGGUCGUGGCGGGACCAAGAAUUCUAAGAAAAGCCAGAGCUGGUACAAUGUGUUGAGUCCAACCUACAAACAACGGAAUGAAGACUUCAGGAAACUUUUCAAGCAGCUUCCCGAGACGGAGCGCCUCAUUGUUGAUUACUCCUGUGCCCUUCAAAGAGAUAUUCUCUUGCAAGGUCGUCUCUACCUCUCUGAAAACUGGAUAUGUUUCUACAGCAACAUCUUCCGCUGGGAAACCCUGCUGACCGUCCGUUUGAAGGACAUCUGCACCAUGACCAAGGAGAAAACUGCACGGCUCAUUCCUAACGCUAUCCAAGUUUGCACAGACACUGAAAAGCACUUUUUCACUUCCUUUGGUGCCCGGGAUAGGACGUACAUGAUGAUGUUUCGUCUCUGGCAGAACGCCCUCCUUGAAAAGCCCUUGUGUCCAAAGGAACUUUGGCAUUUUGUACAUCAGUGUUAUGGCAACGAGCUGGGGUUGACGAGUGAUGAUGAAGAUUAUGUUCCUCCUGAUGAAGAUUUUAACACCAUGGGUUACUGCGAGGAGAUCCCAGUGGAAGAAAAUGAAAUCAACGACAGCUCCUCCAAAAGUAGCAUGGAGGUCAAAGCUGAAGUGAGCCCUCAGCUUCCCAAGAAGUCUCUUACCAACAGCAGCACGUUGACUCCAACAAACAGUGAAGCUCCGAUCCCGUAUGAAGGGGUAGUUCCUGAAGAAGAAGAGGUUUUGGACAUACCGGCCGAGAAGGAGAUGACAAUUGCAAAUCUCAUUGGAGACAAGAUUGACAUCAUCGCCCCUGUGAAUUCUCCUUCUCUGGAUUUCAAUGACAACGAGGACAUUCCAACUGAACUCAGUGAUUCCUCCGAGACUCAUGAUGAAGGGGAGGUCCAGGCCUUUUAUGAAGAUCUGAAUGGACGACAAUACAUGAAUGAAGUCUUCAACUUUAGUGUGGAUAAGCUCUAUGAUCUGCUCUUCACAAACUCUCAAUUCUUAAGGGAUUUCAUGGAGCAACGACGGUUUUCUGAUGUUAUUUUUCAUCCAUGGAAGAAGGAAGAGACUGGCAAUCAAAGCAGAGUUAUUCUCUACACCAUCACCCUCACCAACCCCCUGGCUCCAAAAACUGCCACCGUUACUGAAACUCAGACAAUGUACAAAGCCAGCCAAGAAAGCGAGUGCUAUGUUAUAGAUGCCGAGGUGCUAACUCACGACGUUCCCUACCACGAUUAUUUCUACACAAUUAAUCGUUACACAUUGACGCGUGUUGCCAGGAACAAAUGUCGACUCAGGGUUUCUACAGAGCUACGUUACAGAAAACAGCCAUGGGGACUAGUGAAAUCCUUCAUUGAGAAGAACUUUUGGAGUGGUCUUGAUGACUAUUUUCGCCACUUAGAGAGUGAAUUGACCAAAACCGAGAGUUCGUAUCUAGCAGAACUUCACAGACAGUCACCCAAAGAGAAGGCGAACAAACAAUCCACAGUGCGGCGGAGGAAACGACCUCAUACACAUUUGCGGGGGCCUCAUCUGGAGGAAAUAUUGAGCCCCGUUACUACUCCCACAGAUGAGGAGGUUGUAGGUCGAAUCAAGCGUGUGGCAGGUUCCACUCAAACACGGCACAUCCCUGAAGAAAGUCCCAACAGCUUCCACUUGCAGAGUGUCUCCAAAUUACUGCUUAUUAUUAGUUGUGUUUUGGUGCUUUUGGUCAUCCUUAAUAUGUUGCUGUUCUACAAGCUGUGGAUGCUGGAAUACACAACUCAGACCUUGACGGCAUGGCAGGGGCUCCGUUUACAGGAAAGGUUACCCCAAUCUCAGACUGAGUGGGCUCAGUUAUUAGAGUCCCAGCAGAAAUAUCAUGACACAGAGCUCCAAAAAUGGCGAGAGAUCAUCAAAUCAUCAGUAGUUCUCUUAGAUCAGAUGAAGGAUUCCCUCAUCAACCUUCAGAAAGGCAUCGGCUCUCGUGAAUAUCGGCCGGAGUCGGAUGAGAAACGGAAACGGUUCUACUAGCAGGCGGGAACACACGUGGCCAGAGGAUUGCGUGCAAUAUAUGUACAUAAGAGAAUGAAUAUAUAGAGAAUUAUAUAUAUUCAUCGUCUCCAGAUUUUUACGGAAGAAAGAAUCAGCUGGCGUAGCGAGAAGAGAAACACGGUGCCGACUGAACUCCAAGCAUUGGAUGAAACCAGGAACGUCACCAAGGAAGGGGCCAGAUUGCGAUGGAGGAAUUGGGCUUUCCCGGCACGGAGGCAUUGUGGGAAAAUCCACUCUGGCCCUCCUGGAUUCAUGCAUCUUUCUAGGCAUUUAUUCCUGGCUCUUUGUUUUUCUGCCCCUCUUGGGCGGGGGCGGGGAAGACGUAGGAAGCCAUGAAACCCUUCUUGGGAGCUGAUCUUUAACUAGUCUUGGCACAAAAGUUAUUUUUCUCGGCAAGAAUGCGGUUGGCCGGCUUUCUCCCCCCCCAUCCCCCGGGCAAAUCUUCAAGCCGGCUGCCAAACCGAGCAUUGUUGCUUGUUUCCCACCUAGGGUCCCUUUGCGGGAUCUCUCUCUCUCUCUCGUUGGCAAGUGGACUUGGCACAUGCUUUAUCCCCUACCCACGCUGCUACUUCGGCGGAGAGAGCGGGCCGCCCCGGCGUGCGACGGGAUGAGUUUUGUUUGAGGAGACGAGACCGGGAAGCUUGUUGUGCGUGCGCGCGCGGGCGGAAGGGCCUCGUGUCCGGCUCACUCAGGUGCUAACUCCCUUUGUGAAGGAUGAGUUCUGCCAGGGAGCGGGUGGCCACAACGAUGGCGACUUUGCGACCUGUGGAUUUCGACUCCCAGAAUUCUGGUCUAAAGGAAUUCUGGGAGUCCAAAGUCCACAGGUCAUCAAGUCCCCACGGUGGGCCAUCCUUGAGUCACGUCUUGUUCCUUUCCUUGCUUCAGCUUGAUGGCAUCUUCUCUGGUGGUUGUUGUCGUAUCCUUUGACCUUUGCAGCUUCAAGUAGUUACUCACGAGAGAGAGCUGUCGCUCUGCUUAAAGGGCUAUCUGUACUUGCAGAGAUAACAAUGGAGACCCACAUCAAGGGAGCGUGAACUGCUCUCGUGUGUAAAUGUCCACAGCAAAAACAAAAACAUAAGGCAACAACCAAUUGAGCCGCAACCCAAGGACGUGCCUCAGCUCAGCAAGGGGUUUAAAAAUGUCUGCUUCGAGGUCUUCGUUCCAAAUCUUCUUUAUUUAUUUAAGCCGUCUUGUUUCUUGUACCCAUGUCAAGAUGGAGAGUUGAGGAAGAAGGAGAAAUAAGGAGAAAUACUUUUGCCUUUCAGAGUGAGAGCCGGGCCUUACAUUGCUGUAUCUGUCAGCUUGGGCCAUGGCAAGUCACUGUGCAGCCACAUGAAGCUCUUGUAAAAAAAAAUAAUAAUUGAAGGACACUUCUGAAGGUUCAUUCAGCAACUCCUCGAUGCGGAUUCCUCAGCUCCUCUUCAGAGGCUGAUUUCAAAUGCAAGAAUGCCUUUUAAUCCUUUAAAGCAGGGGUGGUCCAACUUCGGCAACUUUUAAGAAUUGUGGACUUCAACUCCCAGCAUUCUUUAGCCAGCCUUCCGUGUUGUCCUGCAGAAUUCUGGGAGUUGAAGUCCAACCAGUCUGUAAGUCUUAAAAGUCGCUGAGGUUGGACUUCCCCUGCUUUAAAGAAAGUCCUUCUCGGUGGUCGCUAAGCGAUCAGAGUCCAAAGCAUGGCAGCGCCGCAAAACGCAGGCAUGAGAACUUUUGUUGGCUGAGUUGUGAACAAGAAAAUACAAAAGCAUUGUAUUUUUUUAGGAUUUUUCCUUGGGGGGGGAGGGGGUAUCCAUACCACGACAGAGCUAGAAUUCCACCAAACAAUGAUGGGCUUUUUUGUGUGUGUGGAUUUGGUCAAAGCAAACAUUUCUCUAAUUUGGAGUGAAGCAAACCGAAAACUUAUUUGUGGGCGGGAGGUCAGUUUUAUCGUGCAAAAGGCCACAGUUUCCUAGAAGGCCAAAGCUGAGCUGUGGAUUCUCUCCGGCUUCUAGUCUAAAACUAGAGAUUUCCCUUUUUCAGGCUUCAUCAGGAUGGUGCCUAUCAGUGUUUAACUGAUCUGCACCAGGGGUGGGCUUCAAAAAUUUUAGCAAGGGGUCCUCUGCCCGGUUGCUGGUGGGCGUGGUGCCAUGAUGGGCGUGGCCUAGUUGGCCUCCUGCACCAGGGCAGGGUGGUGAUGGCGUUUUUCCCCUCCUCAGGCUCUGGAGUCUUUCCUCAAGCCUCCGAGAGGGUGAAAACUGCCUCCCCAGGCUCCGGAGGCCCUCUGGAAGCCGAAACUAUUGGUAGGCCCGUUUUUCGCCCUUCCCAAGCCUCCAUGCAUGCCCUACACUUACCUGCAU